This is a messenger RNA of Ustilaginoidea virens, 999 nucleotides long. RefSeq lists its product as uncharacterized. Lineage: Eukaryota; Fungi; Ascomycota; Sordariomycetes; Hypocreales; Clavicipitaceae. The transcript has 3 exons. Bases 1 to 999 code for a protein of 332 amino acids. The record is from RefSeq and is a predicted model, not a curated record.
AUGAUAGACCUCGCGGCGGUGUACCUCGGUGUCUUCAUCGGCGUGUUUCCCAUCACAAUGUCCAAAAUCAUUCGCCAGACCCGGAAAAUCGUCUUGCAAUCACGGACCUACCAAAACGCCUACCUCUACAUGAUAUGGAUAGAGGCCAUUGUCAACCUCGUCUUCACCAUCAUCACCUAUCUCUAUCUGAUCAAGAUCAUUCCCGGAUCCCUGGGCUUCUACUUGGGCACUGCGGGACUAUGGGCCAUCCAGACGCAGCUCCUCUCGCAAAUCAUCGCAAACAGAGUCGGCCUCAUCAUGGUCAACAAGAAAAAGGUCAAGAUGAUGAAGCUGGGUCUCGCCGGAGCCAUCCUCUGCGUCAACAUUGCCGUCGCCGUCAUCUGGCCCGCCGCCUACGAUGACCACGCCACGCCCGCGCAAAUCGAGCUCAACAACAUUUUCGAAAAGGCGGAAAAGUCCUUCUUCUUGGUGGUCGACCUCGGGCUGAACAUGACCUUCUUGUACAUGGUCCGCUUCAGGCUGAUUGCUCAGGGAUUGCACAAGUACUGGAAGCUGUUCAAUUACAACAUCGCCAUUGUUGGCGUGUCUACUGCCAUGGACGCAGCUCUGCUGGGCAUGCUGAGCUUGCCCAAUCCAUACCUUUAUGUUCAGUUCGCGCCGGUUGUGUACAUUGUCAAGCUCAACAUCGAACUCACCAUGGCGUCUCUCAUUGCCAAGAUUGUCAAGCGAUCCGUCAACCACCGACAGUUCAACAAUCACCAGUCCAGCAGAAACAAGGGAAGGAUGUACGCCAAGGUUCAAGACCCCAGCGGUUGCGUCGUCACCUCUUCCAGUAACGGGAAUCCGAGCGACACCUAUGGUAAUGACGUCGAGAUCCAAAAGGAGGGUAACGAAAGUAACAUACCGCUUGCCUAUUUCCCCGGAGAAGCUGGCAUCAUGAGAACCGUCACGACGACCGUAAUCACGGAGGCAAACCGCGAAGAUAGGUUGAACACUUGA